AUGGCUCCUGCGUCGCUACCUACGAAAACCAUACUCAAAUCGGUUAAUGUACCAAUCAAACGGAACAAACACUCAAUUGACAUCGCUCAAACAGCUAUACCUUUGAGUUCGGGAGCAACGGUAAAUGUGUGUUUUCACAAACACAUGUGCGGUCACAUAAUGAUCGAACUGAACGAUCGCAACGAGCCUACAAAAGCGUGGCGGGACGUUGCCGGUGUAUUCCCGAUACGCAGUAAGCUCAUCAAUCCUGAGCAGUUUCGGGAGAAGCUCGCAGCAUGUCGACCCCGAAUUUUAUACCUGAACGACGCAGUGCUAUUAAGUCCGCUGGAUAAAUCAUGGAAUACACGAGUUGUUAGACACACGUGCGGUUUGUACGAGCUUUUGACGUCCAUAAAGCGAAAGCAAAAAAAGAAGAAUUCGCAAAGCAAUUCCUCGAACGGAGAAACCCCGAUUUCCUAUCGCAAAGCUAAGGCUCUAGAUCCAACUAUGAAUUUUCGAGAGUACCAACAAAUUUUCUGUUGAGUAAAACCUCACGACACGAACGUUUAUGAUAUUUUUAUU
Venturia canescens is the source of this 561-nucleotide messenger RNA. RefSeq lists its product as uncharacterized. The transcript has a single exon. Lineage: Eukaryota; Metazoa; Arthropoda; Insecta; Hymenoptera; Ichneumonidae. The coding region runs from base 1 to 522 and encodes 173 amino acids. The record is from RefSeq and is marked provisional.